UCAAAGAAGAAGAGGUUCUUUAACAACAGUUAGUGAGCUACCACGGUAGCUUGCUAGCCAACAUAGCCGAAAGAUUCAAGCUCUUUAGACUUCGGUGUAUAUUAGCCACUGUGUUUUGAACACACUUCGGUCGUUCAAGCUAGUUUACCAUUUACAUUUCAUAUUCACGUUUCUAGUGGUUAGCUGGAUAGCUAAAACAGCCUAGCUGAUGAUAAUAAUGUGCUAACUAGCUAGCUAACAUCCGACCAUGAGCUCAUUAAGCUACUGCCCUGCUAAAGAAGAGGAAGUCUGCUGGACGGAGAAAGAGGGUCUUUGGCUGAACAUUGUCGUAAAAGAGGAGGAGGCAGAGGAGGCUGUCACAGUAAAAAAAGAGGUAGAGGGUGAGGCUGUUGCAAUGAAAGGUGAAGGAGCUCCAGUGAAGGAAGAGUUCAGAGUGAAAGAGGAGGUCGUCGUCACUGUGAAAGAAGAGGGGGAAGAAAAAGUGGAGGGUGGCGUUUUUGGAGUGAAGGAGGAGAUAACUGUAACAUUGAAAGAGGAAGAGACUGGAGAUCAGAUUAACAACGGAGAGAGACUUGACUCUCCUUCUGACAGCGAGAAGAGUCCUUCAGGUGAACCAGACCCAAAGACGUCCAAACCGGCAGGACGACACCACUGCUCCCAGUGUGGAAAGAGUUUUACCCAGUUAGGGAGCUUGAAAACGCAUGAGAGAAUACACACAGGAGAAAAGCCCUACCACUGCUUCCAGUGUGAAAAGAGUUUUAGGUGGUUAGGUAGUCUGAAAAAGCAUGAGAAGACACACACACGAGAAAAGCCCUACCAAUGUUCCCUGUGUGGUCAGAGUUUUACCCAGUUAGGGGCCCUCAAUAAGCAUGACAGGACACACACGGGAGGUGAUAAGACCUACCACUGCUCCAUGUGUGGAAAGGUAUUUAACCGAUUAAGGCAUCUGAAUAAGCAUGAAAGAAUACAUACACAGGAGGAGAAGACAUACCACUGCUCUCAUUGCGGAAAGACAUUUUCCCAGUCAGAGGACCUGGAAUCACAUGAGAGAAUAGAGAGGCUGUGUUCUGACUUAUGUUUUUGACUGGGAAUUUGUGUUUUUGUUCAUGCCACAUGAAAUUAAAUUGUGUAAAUGAAGUAACUAUUGAAAUGGCAACAGACAGCCCCGAUUCUCCCUGUAAUGCAGAGCUAGAGGAUUUUAAUAAAGCCAUGGAGGCGCUGAAAGAAGCGCACAAGCAUUCUACAAAAUGGGAUCGAGUAUGGGAAAAAAUUAGCAAACUGGAUAAGGUUGGUCAGCAUUUCCCGGCUGACGGAAAAUUCCAAUCUGAUAGAAAAUUCAGGGAGGCAAUUAUGACUUGGCACAAUGACAUAAAACCUGAAUCAAAAGUUCAAUAUACCAGUGUUUUCAUGUCAGCAUUAUCUCAACAAAAAAUACAAACCGAUAAACCCGGAAUUAGUAGAUGUACUCAGCAACAGAAAGACUGGGUACGUGAGUACAUUGAUAGAAUUUGUAUUUCAGCUUUGAUGGCAGGUUUGAAACCUGUGAUCACAACGGCAAUUGCGGGAUAGUGGAUGAAAUAGAGCAAUAUGCUUUAAGAGUGGAAAAUAACUCCGCUCACUUCACAGACGUGAGAGGGGUUAAUACGGCCACAGGGAAAGUCACUAUAGAAUGACAGGGUUCUGAUAAUAUGAAAUAUACUUAUUCAUGUCACUGAGGAAGAGAGGAUAAUGUAUAACGUUUACAUUAUGUCAGGAUAUGUUUUUGUUAGCCAUCAGGGAUCCUAUGGGAGGAAUCCUCUGGGAGGAGAAGAGACACAGUCUGGUACCAGUCACCAUGACAGCUGUGAGUUGGGGAGGAGUGAGCACUUUGGGGCAGAGGUCAGGUCAGAUGAAGUGAGGAAGAACAGAUAUCACUAAGGUUCUGUCUAGCAACAGAGAUGCCUUGGCUGUUCAGAUGUGUAGGAGGUGACUCGGCAUAGGAGAAAGGGUUACAUAUCGGUGCUUGUGUGAAUAUGUCGUCGUCUGUAGAGCUGUUUGACCCUUUGGGAUGAAUUAACUUGGUUUAAGCUUUCAUAGUGUCCGUUGAGUUCUUACUUUUAAUAAUUAAAACCUAACAAUAUAGUGCCUUCAGAAAUGAUUCACACUCCUUGAAUUAUUCCACAUUUUAUUUCCGAUUUUGUGUCACUGGCAUACACACAAUACCCCAUAAUGUCAAAGCGGAUUUAUGUUUUUCGAAUUUUUUGAAAUUAUUUACAAAUGAAAAGCUGAAAUGUCUUGUCAAUUAGUAUUCAACUCCUUUGUUAUGGCAAGCCUAAUUAAGUUCAGCUUUUCCAUGGACUCGCUCUGUGUACAAUAAUGUUCAACAUGAUUUUUGAAUGACUUCCUCAUCUCUCUACCCCACACAUACAAUUAUCUGUAAGGUCCCUGAGCCGAGCAGUGAAUUUCAAACACAGAUUCAACCACAAUGACCAGGGAGGUAUCCCAAUGCCUUGCAAAGGAGAGCACCUAUUGGUAGAUGGGUAAAAAAAGAAAAAAAAGACAGCAGACAUCGAAUAUCCCUUUGAGCAUGGUGAAGUUAUUAAUUACACUUUGGAUGGUGUAUCAAUACACCCAGCCACGACAAAGAUACAUGCAUCCUUCCUAACUCAGUUGCCGGAGAGAAAGGAAACCGCUCCGGGAUUGGACCAAUGGUGACUUUAAACAGUUACAGAGUUUAAUGGCUGUGAUAGGAGAAAACUGAGGAUGGAUCAACAACGUUGUAGUUACUCCACAAUACUAAUCUAAAUGACAGAGUGAAAAGGAAGAAGACAAAUAUUCCAAAACAUGCAUCCUGUUUGUAUCAAGGCACUAAAAUAACACUGCAAGAAAUGUUGCAAAUCAAUUUACUUUUUGUCCUGAAUACAAAGUGUUAUGUUUGGGGCAAGUCCAAUAAAAGACAUUAGUAAGUACCA
Salmo salar (Atlantic salmon) is the source of this 2951-nucleotide messenger RNA. NCBI's taxonomy places the organism in Eukaryota, Metazoa, Chordata, Actinopteri, Salmoniformes, Salmonidae. The record is from RefSeq and is a predicted model, not a curated record.